CAGACAGAUGAAUCAGGAAUGGAAAAUCAUGUGAAAAUAGGGGGCGGUAGACCCCAUUAUUAAUACAUGAUGGGGUCCAUUUUUUGCAUCAUAAAACUAUAUAAUGAAACCAAAAUUGGCUGUGUUUCUGUUUUGUUCUGGCGUAAAUUCUUCCCACGUUCUCACGGUACAGUUUUCGCUCAAUUCCGUUCACUUUCUUCCUCUUUUCAUUCAUUUUUCCCCUUCAUUUCGCCGGAUCUGACUUCAUUAAGUCGUCGUCCGGCUAUCCCUAGCCUCCGUUGCGUUCGAUUCACUCGCCGAUCGACGAGUUCGGGCAGAAGAACUGUUCGAAAUCGAUUGACCCCCAAACCAGGUGUAUUGCGUUCUGAUGCUGUUCAUUUGUUUAGAUGUAAUUGCCUGAUUGUACAAAAGAGGGCCUUAAUUUGGGCCUAUAUUAGCAUGAGACCUGAAAAUGGAUCAAAAGUGGAGGAAACUUUGAUGGAGAUUUCAAGGUGUGUGGAGGACAAAAAUGCUGCUCAGGAUAAGCAGAGUACGAGUAGUGGUCAGGAAAAAAGUCAUGGCAUGGAAGCUCCAUCUGUUGAACAAAGUAUGAUGUACGAAAGAAGUGAGGAUAUGGAGAUUGAUAUUAUUGGGUGUACAGAUAAUUGUGAGGGAGGUCCUAGUAGUGAAUGCAAUGAUUCAACCGAAUAUUCAAGCUCGUUUGGUGAUACUGUUUCUGGAACAGAUUAUGGUUUGUUAUUGGAUGACGAAGAAGUUGAAUCCCAAUUAUAUGAUGAUAAUAAUUUGCAGCCUAUAUCUAAUGGAUGCAGAGAAGUAUUUCCAAGGAAGAAAAAGUUGACAGAUCACUGGAAAAAGUUUAUAAGUCCUGUGACGUGGCGGUGUAGAUGGUUAGAAUUGAAAAUUAGGAAACUUCAGUCUCAAUCGUCUAAAUAUGAUAGGGAACUUGCAUUAUAUGAUCAAAGAAAGCAGUCUGUCUAUGAGCAAUUCUCAACGGAAGAUUUUGAUGUGAAGUCAACAGGAUUCUCAAGUCACACUCAAAGAGACAGAAUAAUGAAAAGAAAGAAAAGGAAGAAAAAUGAAGAGACAACUGAAGUAGCUUCAUAUAUGGCACAUCACAAUUUGUUUUCAUAUUAUGAGAAGAAGAGGUCUGUCGCUGAUGACAUAUCUUCAGAAGGUACUUCUCUUAAAUUAAACAAGACAAAGAAUAUGAGACAUGAUGGCAUCAAUGACUUCCAGACAAUUGCAACUGACGGAUGGCCAUCUUCUAUGUUAGGAGAUAAUGAUAAUAAUUUGGAAGAGAUGUUUCUAAAAAUUGAAGCUGCGCAGUCAAGAGUUCAUGAGUUGAAGAACAGAAUUGACAAGGUGGUGAAUGAAAAUCCCAUGAAGUUUUCUUCAAUCAAUCAGAUAUACAUGCUUGCAUCAAGUGACGAUCCCGCUUCACCAGAAGAUGGAAAUGAUGUGUUCGUUAGGUCUUUGCAUGAAGCAUCACAACACAUGUCUGAGGACGCAUUUGAUGUUCUUAUGCCUGAAAAUGCAAUUACGAGUCAUGGAGAGGUCAUGCUACUUCCUGAUAUGAUUCAGAGUGCGGAUUGUGGAAGAAGUACUAAGAAAGUUCUGGUGCAAGAUUCUGCAGUCAAGGAAGAGGCGCAAAUUCAUGAAGAGGUUAAUGGUCAGUUUAUUGAGCAGACUCUGAAAUUGGAGGAGCAAAUCACUUCUCCAGCUGACUUAGCCUCAGGAAUCCAGGAGCCUGACAUGCAACACAAGACAGAAACCCCUUCUGCUGCCAAACCUAGUUCAUCUAAGAAAACUAGAAAGCGGGGAAGGCGAAAAUUCGGGAUGAGGAAACAGAAACGGAAAGUGACAGGUUAGCUGGAUGAAUGGGACUAGCAGAUGGUUGUUUUGCUUCUUAUUUGGUCGAUGGAGGUUAGAAUUUUGUUAGUGGUUAUUGUUCUUCUUCUACUGUAUAUUUUCCAUGCCAUGCUCUCCCCCCUCUCACCUGCACAGAUCAACUCAAUUAUUUGUAUAUGUUGCAAAUAUUCAUUAAUUAUGUUAAUAUGAAGAUAGCAUUAAACACC
This is a messenger RNA of Cucurbita maxima (winter squash), 2075 nucleotides long. RefSeq lists its product as uncharacterized. NCBI's taxonomy places the organism in Eukaryota, Viridiplantae, Streptophyta, Magnoliopsida, Cucurbitales, Cucurbitaceae. The transcript has 6 exons. The record is from RefSeq and is a predicted model, not a curated record. The coding region runs from base 67 to 1869 and encodes 600 amino acids.